UAAUGUGAUUACCAACGAAAACAGAUGUAUGUUUAGAUACGACUUUUGAUAACAAAUAUUUCCCGCGAAAAAUGGCGUAUCUCGUAUCACAAAUAUUAUAGUGAUGUCAAUUAUUAUUAAUAUUUUGUAAUUAAUAUUUAAUUGUAAGUAGCUUACAAGCUUACUAGUUGUACUUAAUUACUAAAGAGUCAAUGAAGAACCAAUUAGGUACAAUAGGAUAUUAAUAUGGACUUUAGCGAUUCAGACUGUGAUAGCAUACUCGAUACCUAUGUUUAUGGGAAUAUCAGUAGUGAUCCCGAUGAGCAUGAGGAUAAUGAGGUUAAUAAUAAUUGCAAUAUCCCAAUACCAGAUCAAGGUUUAUUUUGCAUUGAGGAUAGUGGUUCAGAUAUUAAUGAUAGCGACAAAGACCCAGAAUACACCCUUGAAUUAAACAAUUUAAAUGUACUCAAUAAUGAUAAUACUUUUGUAAAUGAUGACUAUGGAGUUGGUGAUAAUGAUAAUAUAAAUGAUGUAAAUUAUUCAAAAUCUUAUUAG
Molecule: messenger RNA, 534 nt
Organism: Rhopalosiphum padi (bird cherry-oat aphid)
Lineage: Eukaryota; Metazoa; Arthropoda; Insecta; Hemiptera; Aphididae
Exons: 2
Coding region: 226-534 (102 amino acids)
Source: RefSeq, a predicted model, not a curated record